Lodderomyces beijingensis is the source of this 4773-nucleotide messenger RNA. Lineage: Eukaryota; Fungi; Ascomycota; Pichiomycetes; Serinales; Debaryomycetaceae. The record is from the annotation of a GenBank genome assembly.
AUGCUUGAAAAGUGCAUAGGUUGCCAUCAGGAGAGGCGGCCACAGGAGCCCAAGGAGGACAGGUCCAGGGUGCUAUGUCCCACCUGUCGAAUAGCGCGGACUUGGAACUUGUGCAAGGAGAAUAACCUACCACUCGAACAAUGUCUUGACAGGUUUUCCGUUGCGACCAGGAAGUACGCGUUGUGGCAGAUUGGCCCCUCGCAAGGGAGGCUAGCCCCAUUAUGUUCUUUGAUAAAGGAGAGCAUCCCGCUGCUAGCUCAAUCUGGAGAUGGAGACGGAGAUGGAGCAGGGGUUGGAGAGUUGCAUCAGGCUCCACGUCUGCCUUUUGGCGACGUCAGAAAGGCCACCGCCGCCGGUAAUGAAGGCGCAACGCGUUCCAAUGCUAGUAGUAACGAGCACUUGCUCCAAGAUGGUGCUCGAAAUGGCAGUGCUGCAGCAGAUAAAGUUUUGGCGGUGGAUGCUACAAAUGGGCCUACAAUGCAGCCUCCAGUGAGGUUAUCGAGCGUCAAUACCGGUAAUGGUGGUGCCACUCAAGUGCCACAUGGCUCAAUGCAGCCUCCAGUGAGAUUAUCGAGCGUCAAUACCGGUAAUGGUGGUGCCACGCAAGUGCCACAUGGCUCAAUUCCCGACCAUUCUAUUCUAGUGCAAUCUCCGUUUAGCCAAAUUUCCUUACAACUUGAUGCAGCGGCUUCGCUCAAACGUGGGUACGGCUCAUCAAAGCCGCUUGUUGCUAACGACGCGGUGAUGGAUCUCGCCAGUGGUGUCAACGGAUUACGAGCUGACGCUAAUAAUGAAAACACGUCUUUGCAACCUGCCUCGGAUUGCCUUGCGGCUGCUCCGGUAUCUGCCAAUCAUGGACCCAUGGCUUAUAAUGGCAUCUCGAUGCAAGUUGUUGGUAGUGAUAUACUGAGACACCCACUGUCUCAUCCCUCCACCUUGACACCCGUUCCCGGAAACUCCUCCAAUAAUGAAUUUGAAAACUUGCAUUGUCGAAUUUGCGACCAAUUUCGUCCGCGAGACGAGCCCCGAGCUUUCCGCAAUAUGAAAUCGUGUCCACGCUGUUGGUUUACUGAUGGCUACAACAACGACCCCAGAUAUAAGCACAUCUUUGUCGAAUACCUUGGCCAUUUGGAUCGACUGACAAAGCUUUAUUUGUUGAAACAAUUACUUACUUCGGGAGACACGCGCGCUGUGAAGAUGCUCUUGCAGGAUAAGGAUAUCUUGAGAUACCUCAUACCUCUUGGUCUAGCUGGCUUGACUGGGACACCACACAAAGAGAUGAUAGAUGGCACUUUUCCGCCAAUGGAGCUCGAAGGUCAGCUAUUUGACAGGUUGGACUUGUCUGCUGACACGCUAAAGAGCUUGCUAGCUAACAACAUGACAGAUUACUCGGAAGAAUACGUUGGCGAAACGAGUGCUGAACAGCAUGUUCCUGUUGCCAAUGGUGCGGGUUUUAUUGGUGGCUUUGUCUCGAGACCUUCAGACACCCGAGCUUCCUCAGCUGCCGCGCUUGCUGGAGAGACGCUAGAGAAUAUCCGACGCGAGAACCACCAAAUACCAGGCGAUGCUCAGAGCGAACCUGUUUUGAAUCUGGCGCGUCAACUCCAGGGCGAAAACAUUGGUUUACAGAAUGAUCGUCAAAGUCGAGGAAACGGAACUGUUGCUUUUGGGGGAUUGUUGGCCAAUCCUGCGAGUGGUUAUUUGGAAUUACUGGGGGGACUCUCUACUCCUUACGCCGAUGGGGUAAAUAAACAAAAUGUGACCACAGAUGGUCGAGAUGGACGAGAUGGACGAGAGGGACGAGAUGGACGAGAGGGACGAGAUGGACGAGAGGGACGAGAUCAACCAAGUCAUCAGUUACCAAAAUCCGUUUCAAGAGAUGAAGCCGAAAGCGAUCGUGCCUCCGCCCUGCCUGUUUUUAAAGUCAUCCCAAACCAACGUGCAGAAGUAUCACCAAGACAAGAAAUCACCGAGGUGGUUGACACAAAUGACUAUAAUCUUCAUCUGUUGGACCAAAACCUAUCAAAUCAAUCAGAGGUGGCAGAUUUUGGACCUAUGAAUAUCGGAGACGAUAUAAACAGCUUCGAUGACGAGGCGGACUUCGAUGACAUUUCAAAUGUCAUUUCCGAUGACUCUGGCCGUGAUGUUGAAUUGAUGCAACCACCAGUUCUUGCUAACGGAGUGGUAUUCUCGGAAGGAGAUGCCAAGGCGGAAUCUGAGCUCGAUGCGCGUGAUGAAGCGGCUACUAUUAUCGAUGAAGGUCCUGGAAUGGAGCCAAAACCAAGCAACGAAGAACAAAUCGUGUCGAUAUCCUCCUCUUCCGAUGAUAAACUGAGCAGCUCGCGCUCUCAUGCUCGCGCGAGGACCCAACGUCGGUCGGUUAGAAAAAGAGGGCUCCCGUUAAAUAAGAGAGCAAUCAAAGAUGCCAGAAAGCGGUUUGAUCUAUUGCUUGACUCGGAUGAUUCCGCCGAUGAGUUGCAAGUUUCAGAAAUCGUGACCUCAUUAGGUGGGCGGGAUGGCCCCUUGAGGGAAACACGGAUAAACCAAAGCCAAGAAAACACAAAUACAAGGCGCACAGGGCGCACAGGGACUUCAAAAGAGGUGGUUCCUUUUAGGAUAGCAGUGCAACAAGCUCGGAGAAAGUUUGAUCUACUCAACGACUCCGACAGUGUUAGUUCCGACAACCAUCGUGAGCCAGAACUGCUGCGUGAAAGAGGCAACGCGAGAUCCACGCCACUGGCGAGAAACGAGAUGAGUGCUAAAGAAGCGAGAAGAAGGGCGCAGAGAAAGUACAAUCUAAUUAUAGACUCUGAUAGUUCCAGAUCGGAGGAAUCUGAUGUUGAAGGAAUUUUCGAGGAUCGCUGGCGAGAAAGGACGAGAUCUGCAAGCGCGAGGGUUACAAGAGCUUCAGCUUUGAAUGAGCAGGCUGAUGACAAAACAAGGAAAGCACUCGAUCUGAAUAAGGACUUUGGCUCUUCCGCCAGGCACGAGACUUCGGCCCCGCGUGGCUCCAAUGCAAACAUUCAGAAUAAACAUCUCGCAAAUGCGAGACGUCGAACCACUGGGAGAAAUGGUGGAGAAAGACAAACUGAAGCACGUUCUGCAAGGAAGAGGACAGCGACUAGCAUUCCGGCGGAACGAAACGCAGAGGUGCUUGAUGUGGGUUUUGCAAACUCCGAUAAAGGAAGUCAAGAGACGCAAAUGAGUGGGAAUGAGAAUGGCGAUGAAAGAACUACUGUUACCAACUUGUUUGUUCCAGAAGACUCAGAGGAACCUUCUUUGCCGAACCAAAGUAGAGAAUUGUUUAAUGCGAACUACCCCCCUAGUGACCAGAUGGAGAACCACAGCAGCACGCUGAAUCGGCGGUCGCCUGCGAUAGCAAGCUCGCAGUCGCAGUCGGAGCAAUUGUUUGUCUCAGAAGUAGGUUCGUCUGAAGCAGAGGUGGGGAUGGUCAAUGAUGCAAACGGUGAAGAUCGUCUACCAACAAGUGAAGUUUUUAGCGGCGGCGGCGAAGACUGGGGGGAUUUUGCAAAUAAUAUGGAAAUGAGCGAUGGCGGAGAGGACAGCGAUGCUCAUUUGCUUUCCAAGAUAACAAGAACCCCAUCGGAUCCAAUCGAGAGCGAUAAUGAGAAGCAUGAAGGUUUUGAACUCCCCAUUGGUGGUAUUCGUGAUGACCAUGGCAAAACAGGCUCCUCCGUUGAGAUCAGUGCCGGAUUCAACGAAACAGUCGUGAUGAAAGAAAACAAUAACACUCAAACCUCCGAUCUCAAUGCAAAGCCAUUUGAAGGGCAAGCGCUGCAAUCCGCUCAACCUCCACCAGUAGGCGCACAGAGCACUCAAAGAGUUUUGAGGAGCAGGUCAGUGGAACCUUUGACCUCGUCCGUGGGCAAUGGCGAGCUUCAGAGGCGACAAGCGCGGACUGUUGAACUUUUAGGUUCUUCAACAUCGGCAAAGGGACCACAGCAGAAAGCGGAUGCACCUGCAAAUUCCGAGAGGAACUCAGUUGCUUUAGAGAAGGAGGUGGAGACUUCGCAGCAUUUGGCUAGCCCUGUCAGAGCAUUACCCAGAUCCGCGAGCGACUCAGCAAACGUGGCUGGGGUCACAUUACCAAUUCCCUCGCAACAGCUGACGUCUCCGUCAAAAACCACAACUACUUCCAAAAAGAGGCAUCAAAUAUGCAACAAGUGCUCGAGAGUGCGCGACUUGCACGAGCCCUUUGAGACGAAAUUUUUGCCCUCGUGCCCCAGGUGUUUAUUGAUGAGUCUGGUUGUGCCUCAGAAGGUGCCCUUGAGUGUUGCCUUUCUGAAUCUUGAACUCAAGGUGAAAUUAUAUAUAUAUAGACAGGAGAUAACGGCGCCGACGCAGUCGUCGUUGUUGCCGAUUUUCCAGAACGACAAGGACAUUAAAGCGUUUCGUGACGAGGCGUUUGAUUUUGCCAAGGAGAUGCUGGAGUUGAAAGGAGAUGCAAACUCGCCGGUCAAGGUGCAUCACGAGAGGAUGAAACAUGGAAGAAUAGCCCUAAUGGGGCAAGGUAGAGGCCAUGAGAGUGACAUAUCCACGACUGUUGAUGUCAAUGGGAACGACCCACCUGCUGCAGGAACAAAUAAGAAUAGGGCACAAAGCAUGUUCCAGGGUGCAGUUCCCGAGGGAAGAAGACUUCGCAAUUUGCUUGCUACCGUCGGCCUACGCCAGAAACGUCCACUUGAGAACGAUGGGAGCGAUGACACUUUGUCUAGACCAGGAAGACGCCCAAGAAAAGUUCCAAAAUCGUAG